AUGAAUGAGGAAUUGAAUUCUGGAUUAAUUGGAAUAAAAGAUGAUAUAUACUCACUUGGUGUUGUUUUAUGUGAGAUCAUGUCCGGGAUGUAUAGCCAGGAUACGAAAAAGUCCUUAGGAAACUUGGCUUUAAGGGCUGAUAGAAGAAGAAAUUUUGAUAGCAUGGUGUUUGAGGGUAUAAAGAAGCAAAUUGUGCCGCAAUCAUUGAUCACAUUUCAAAGGAUUGCCAUUAGAUGCUUGGAAGAUUCAUGGACAAAGAGGCCACCAGCGGGUGCAGUGGUAAUAGAAUUGAAGAAAGCAUUAGAAAUCCAAGAGGAUUAUGAAAUAUGGGGGCCAAAGCUACCUAAAGGCUAUGAAGAAAUAUUCCAGAUGUCAGAAAAGCCGGAUAUGUACUUCACGGAAAAGAAGAAAAAUCUUUAUGACAUACUCACAGAGGGCAUCCUUCUUCAAAACGGCACAGUGCUGUUUUCACUCGGAAGUAAUGGAGAAAGGAACAAAAUGAUAUCUGCAACAAAGUUUUCAUACAAAAAUCGUUGGUCACAUAAGUGGCGAUCUAUUUCAGGAUCUAGAUUUCAGAAAGUCGCGAAGAUGUUAGAUAUUUCAAAUAUGAAGAUCCAAAUCCGGACAAGGACUCAGUUUUUAUCUCCUGGAGUAAAUUACAGUGUCCAUCUAGUUUUCAAGUUUUGUCGUCCAAGAAAAUCUCAAGCAAAACGAAUGUAUGUGAACCUAAAGUACAAAAGAGGGAAGGAGAAUUUAAAUGCAUAUUUUGCAACAUGGAGAGAAGAUGAAUGGAUGAUGAUUGAAUUGUUUCGAUUUUUGAAUGACUCGGAAAGUACUGAUUUUGAGGUUCAGCUGGAAAGUUUUUCACGAUGCUAUUGUGGAAGUCGUGCUGUCUAUAUUCAAGGCAUUGAGUUUCAAGAAGUUAAUGAUGCAAGUUUACUUACUCUUUUGUUUGCCCAGUGGAUCCUUUUGUAA
Molecule: messenger RNA, 975 nt
Organism: Erigeron canadensis
Lineage: Eukaryota; Viridiplantae; Streptophyta; Magnoliopsida; Asterales; Asteraceae
Product: F-box protein At2g02240-like
Exons: 4
Coding region: 1-975 (324 amino acids)
Source: RefSeq, a predicted model, not a curated record